Molecule: messenger RNA, 897 nt
Organism: Glossina fuscipes
Lineage: Eukaryota; Metazoa; Arthropoda; Insecta; Diptera; Glossinidae
Exons: 2
Coding region: 1-897 (298 amino acids)
Source: RefSeq, a predicted model, not a curated record
AUGGUCGGGAAAUCGUCUGUGUCAGCUUUGCAGGAAUAUUGUGCAAAAAAUAAAAUAUCCGCUCCUACUUACGAAUGGAUUGAUUCUGAGAGGGGUUCCUUUGUAUGUAGGGUUAAGCUGAUGGAUGUUGAAGUCGAUGGCAACGGACGUUCGAAAAGCGACGCAAAACACUUAGCUGCUUUUAAUAUAAUUAAGAAACUGCGUUUACAGGGUCCCGAUAUUGAUGAGUUCUCGGAAAUUGACCAAACGGAAACGUCAAAUGAAGAUAAGAUUGCAAUGCUGAGGGAUUAUUGUGUUCAGCAUCAACAUCCAUUGCCGACAUUUGAGAUGAUACAAGAUGGUGGUACACCGAAUUCCCCAGAAUUUAUUGUGCUCUGCUCCUUAGCGUCUAUUAGAAGGUUUGGUAAAUCUACAAAGAAGAAAGACGCUCGUCAAAAGGCCGCUUUAGCCUUGCUAGCGUUGAUAAAAAACCGCGGCACGGAAUCUCUCGAUCACGACAUGCGACUAAUUUCGCUGGAUGAUACAAUGGAGGACGUUGAAGGUGAACGUUAUCUCAAAUUUAAAGCUUAUCGGGAACUCACCGAAUCCCUAUUAGGUGGUGAAACUCCAGGCGUACCACUUUCUGAACGUCACAAUUACUUUACAAAAUUCCAUAAAUGUUUGAAAGCCGAAGCCAACAAUAUAUUGUCAAAGGAUUACGAUUCUGAUCAAGCAAAGGUUACCGAACUUUUUAAGGCGCUUAAAAUUACUCCUAAAAUAACAAAAACGCCAGCUUUAGAUACAUUCGAGUUAAUGGUAUCUAUUGAACUUAACUGUGAAUACGAUGUAUAUCUUGCUAAUCUCGAAAGUAAAAUUUAUGGAGACGUUUUGCGUUAUUUUGAAAUCAUGUUGAACUAA